This is a messenger RNA of Fusarium sp. VM40, 348 nucleotides long. The record is from the annotation of a GenBank genome assembly. NCBI's taxonomy places the organism in Eukaryota, Fungi, Ascomycota, Sordariomycetes, Hypocreales, Nectriaceae.
AUGUCUGCCCAAAACUCGGCCGGCAUCCAGCAGCUGCUCAACGCUGAGCAAGAGGCGUCCAAGAUUGUCCAGAAAGCCCGAGAGUACCGCACCAAGCGCGUCAGGGAAGCUCGCGAUGAGGCCAAGCAAGAGGUAGCCGAUUACAAGUCCAAGAAGGAGGACGAGUACAAGAAGUUCGAGGCCGAGCACAGCAAGGGCAACGAGCAGGCCGAGGCCGAGGCUAACAAGGACGCCGAGACUCAAAUCAAGGGUAUCCAGGAAGCCGGCCAGAAGGGCCAAGCCCAGGUCAUUAAGAACCUCCUCAGUGCCGUCUUCGACGUCAAGCCUGUUGCCCCUAACCAUUCUUGA